This is a messenger RNA of Saxophila tyrrhenica, 1398 nucleotides long. It is a transcript of the gene ALG8, whose product is annotated as glycosyl transferase. Gene Ontology annotation, molecular function: dolichyl pyrophosphate Glc1Man9GlcNAc2 alpha-1,3-glucosyltransferase activity. Gene Ontology annotation, biological process: protein N-linked glycosylation. The transcript has 6 exons. Lineage: Eukaryota; Fungi; Ascomycota; Dothideomycetes; Mycosphaerellales; Extremaceae. The record is from RefSeq and is a predicted model, not a curated record. Bases 1 to 1398 code for a protein of 465 amino acids. Gene Ontology annotation, cellular component: endoplasmic reticulum membrane.
AUGCGCGGCGGUAGCGACAGCAUUGAAAGUGCUCCUGUGGCCCGCGUAAACACCUCAGAAUGGACGCUCGACUACCCUCCCUUCUUCGCCUACUUCGAAUGGCUGCUCUCGCAAGCUGCUCAGUAUGCCGAUGCAUCCAUGCUGCAGGUGAAGAACCUGGGCUACGACAGCUGGCAGACCAUCUACUUCCAGCGGGCGACGGUUGUUGCGUCUGAACUGGUGUUGCUUUACGCUCUUUACCUUUUCGUCAAAUCUUCCCCAUCAUCGUCGAAGAAGCAGUCCCACGCAGCCGCGGUGUCCAUCCUGCUGUCACCUGGGUUACUGAUCAUCGACCACAUUCAUUUCCAGUACAACGGCUUCCUCUACGGCAUUCUCAUCCACUCCAUCGUCUUUGCACGCUCGGACCCUGGGAAAUUAGCUAGCGGCAUCGUCUUCGCCGCUUUGCUCUGCUUGAAGCACAUCUACCUCUACCUGGCGCCAGCGUACUUUGUCUAUCUGCUUCGUGCUUACUGCAUUGGACCGCGAUCAAUUUUCGACAUUCGGUUCUUCAACUGCAUCAAGCUUGGCUUGGGGCUCGGUGCGGUCUUCGCGCUGGCUUUUGGACCCUUCGCCUACCUUGAGCAGAUUUCGCAACUCUUGAGCCGGCUGUUUCCAUUCUCGAGAGGACUUUGUCAUGCAUACUGGGCCCCGAAUGUAUGGGCGAUGUACUCAUUCACCGACCGAGUUCUGAUUCUUGUUGCGCCCUACCUCAAACUCCCCCUCAACACCUCCGCAGUCAACAGCGUCACCCGCGGCCUCGUAGGCGACACCUCCUUUGCCGUCCUCCCCAACAUAACACCCCGCACGACCUUCAUCCUCACCCUCGCCGCUCAAAUCCCCGCCCUCCUCAAACUCUUCCUCGCCCCAACCUGGCACACCUUCGUCUCCACCCUCACCCUCUGUGCCUACGGCUCAUUCCUCUUCGGCUGGCACGUGCACGAAAAGGCCAUCCUGCUCGUCAUCAUCCCCUUCUCCCUGCUCGCGCUCAAAGACCGUCGGUAUCUAGGCGCUUUCCGGCCGUUGGCGGUGGCGGGGCAUGUGAGUUUGUUCCCGCUGUUGUUUACGGCGAUGGAGUUUCCGGUGAAGGUGGUGUAUACGGUUUUCUGGUUGGUGGCGGUGUUGUUGGUUUUUGAUCGGGUGGCGCCUGCGUCGGAGAAACCGCGCGUGUUCCUGCUGGAUCGAUUCUCGUUGCUGUAUAUUGCGGUGGCGAUCCCGUUGAUUGCGUAUUGCUCGCUGGUGCAUCAGAUGGUGUUUGGAGCGAAGUAUGAGUUCUUGCCGUUGAUGUUUAUCAGCUCGUACUCGGCGAUCGGGGUUUUUGGGAGCUGGGUAGGGUUUUUGGUCGUUUUCUUCACGGAGUGA